Molecule: messenger RNA, 900 nt
Organism: Laccaria bicolor S238N-H82
Lineage: Eukaryota; Fungi; Basidiomycota; Agaricomycetes; Agaricales; Hydnangiaceae
Exons: 4
Coding region: 1-900 (299 amino acids)
Cellular component (GO): cytosol
Molecular function (GO): oxidoreductase activity
Source: RefSeq, a predicted model, not a curated record
AUGAACGACGCCUCACUUGCUGCCGAUCAUCUCGUCAAAAAAUUCCAAUUCACGAAUAAAAACUAUAGAGAUGUCUAUCCAGCACUCGAAUCAUCCAUCGUUAAAUCUCAGGCUGGUAAAACCGUUAUCAUCACUGGGGCGAGUCAAGGAAUUGGGAAGGCUAUCGCACUAGCUUUCGCAAAAGCCUCUGCGGAGAACCUUAUCCUCGCUAGCCGCAGCGUCGCAAAGCUCGAGGCCACCAAAGCCGAAAUCCUCAAGAUAAAUAGCAAAAGCAACGUUCUCGUCGUUGGCGUCGACACGACUUCCGAGGCGGACGUCGAAAAGCUUGAAAAAACCGUGAAAGAUACAUUCGGACACGCCGACGUCCUCGUUAACAACUCCGGCCAGUGGGCAGGGCGGGGGAAUAUUGAUGAAUCGAACGCGAAAUCUUGGUGGAGCGAUUUAGAAGUAAACGUAAAAGGAACAUACCUAACCACCCAAGCCUUCCUCCACCUUCUCCCAAAAUCGAAACAAGGCACCGUCAUCACUGUCGGCUCCCUUGCUUCAGAUCUCGUACUACCCGGAAGCAGCAGCUACGUGAUUACCAAACUCGCACUUAACAGGUUCAACGAAUUCGUUACGCUGGAGAAUCCGAACGUUACGGCGGUGGUUUAUCAUCCUGGCGCGGUGAGGACGCCGAUUAUGGAUCACUUGCCUGACUUUCAUCCAUUCGCGUUAGAUUCGCCGGAACUUGCAGGCGCUUUCGCAGUGUACCUGGCAACGGAACGUGCGAAGUUUUUGAAUGGGAAGUAUGCCUCGGUGAAUUGGGAUGUCGAGGAGCUGGAGGCUAGGAAAGAGGAUAUUAUCUCGAAGGGCUUUUUCACGGAGGGUUUGAAGGGCGUGUUUAGUACGGUGGGCUGA